AUGAAGCUGCUCAGAAUAUUCCUUUUUUUUUAUGUUGGUCUUCUAAUAUCAGCAGCACCGCUGAAGCUCACAAAUGAAACUUAUACAGCUGAUGUCCUUUCAUUUGAUGAUUUUACUCCAGAGGCAAAAAUAUUUUCGAACAAGCAAGAGCUUUUCCUGUCAGCAUUUUGGAAACAACUUCUGCAGGGUAAAAUGCCUCACGUAGCAGCAUCAACGGUAAUCGUUGUUAAGGACACCCAGUCUGUUUACCAUUUCGACAAAACAGAGUUAGAGAUAAAAGAUCUGAAGGGAAGAUUCCUUCAAUGGCCCCUGAAGAGAAAGAUCAGAUUACUCGAGGUUCAGUAUGGUGAGCAGAAAAACAUUCACUGGAAUAGAGUUCCUGUCUCUAGUUGUAUCUCAUCAAAGCUUGGCUCAGGUGGCGCAAGUUACACCCAAAGUUAUUCAUGGUCCAAGAGCAUUACGAAAUCAUUGAGCCCAUCUAUUGAUUUCACGCUAAUGCAAUUAGGAGCAACUCUUUCAUUGGAGGCAGAUUUCUUAUCACUGUCUAUUACUAACACGGGAAGUAUCACUUGCAAUGCUGCUGCGGGUAAAAAGGUCCAAGUUUUCGGUUCUUUUAUUUUGGCAACAUUUCCUCUGGCACAGAAGAGAGAAGCAACAUUUUCGAAGGGUUAUGAAGAUUUCAAAACUGGUGAAUGGAUCAAGCUAUCGAGUGAUGAUUCCGAAUCUCUGAAAUUCGGGCCGAUGUUUUUUGACUUAGAAGAUAUCCCCGACUACGUCUGUAUUGAUAAUGAAGAUGAUUUAAGGUGUGAUGAUGAGAGCCUUUUCUCCCUGGAUGGAUUUGAAAUGGCGAACUCCAUGGAAUACAUCUCUAAUGUUAAGGAUGCAAAUCGGAUGUCUCUGGAACUCAUCAUGUGA
This is a messenger RNA of Priceomyces carsonii, 915 nucleotides long. RefSeq lists its product as uncharacterized. The record is from RefSeq and is a predicted model, not a curated record. The transcript has a single exon. The coding region runs from base 1 to 915 and encodes 304 amino acids. NCBI's taxonomy places the organism in Eukaryota, Fungi, Ascomycota, Pichiomycetes, Serinales, Debaryomycetaceae.